AUGCAGAUGGAGGCGAGUGAAGCCAGCAGUAAUUGGCCUUCGGGGGUCGCCCUCCUCGCAGCGUCUGGGCACAGCUCGGACAAUUGGUGCGUUUGCAAGGGCGCCCUCGAGGGCGCGAAGUUAUUCGCGCGUCGCGCUUCGCGGUUCGGCUGCAGUUCCUCUUCAUCCUCCUCUUCUCCCCUGGGAGCUUCCGAGCCUCCCGCUCCCGUUGUCUCAACUCGCCGUUCUCCGGCGGAUGCAGCAGCCGCGCUCCCGCGGGUAGCGUCGCAGCGCUCCCCAAUUCGCCUCGGCGCUCAGUGCCCUCCCGUCGCCUUUUGUCCUCUCGUGCAACGCCUCCGUGCCAAUCUUGGCAAGAGUUUGGAUGGUCCAGCCCACUUUUAA
Molecule: messenger RNA, 381 nt
Organism: Prorocentrum cordatum
Lineage: Eukaryota; Dinophyceae; Prorocentrales; Prorocentraceae
Source: the annotation of a GenBank genome assembly